CAAAAGGGAAAAACUGUAGAAUAUGUAAGGGUAUAUUUGGCAGAAGAAGAAGAAAAAGAAGAACAGGGAAGCAGAAGGGGCAGAGAAGAUCGGCGUGAGAGAGUGAGGCUGAGAGAAGGAGAGAGAGGAAACUGAUUUUGGGUGCUAGGGAUGCUCUCAAAACGCAGCGUUUCAGGUUAGGAUUUUUAUCUUUAUUUGUUUUCCCCUCUCCUCGCCGUGUCCGAUUAUUAAAAAAAAGGGAACGACACGCGUACGACACGGGCACGGCAGGCAAAUUGCCGUGUGACUCCGUGCUUUCUCUGUGGCACACAGUCUCCUCAAUCCCCUCUUCUCUGUGGAUUCCUAAGGCAGCCUAGGAUUUUGAUAGCUGGUGUGUAAUAAUAUUAUUGUUUCAAUGGAUCCCAGAUACAUGGGGGAGAUAUUGAAGCAUUUGGAGAAGCAGAAUGAGCUCCUAAUGGAUUCCUAUAGAUCAAUGACACAUGAAUCGCACAAACUUCAGGUAGAAGAAGAAAUGCUGAUGCGCAAGUUUUUCGAAAUAAUGACAGCUCAUGGUUUAACGAAAAAGAGUGAAGACAGAAGUAAUGUUCCUGAUGAUGCCAAAAAUGGAGACUCUACUGCAAUAGUCAUUGCACAGAGUGAAGACAGAAGUAAUGUUCCUGAUGAUGCCGAGAAUGGAGACUCUAAUGCAAUACUCAUUGCACAGAGUGAAGACAGAAGUAAUGUUUCUGAUGAUGCCAAGAAUGGGGACUCUACUGCAGUAGUCAUUGCAACUUGCAAAGAACAACAGUGAGGACAUAAAGUUGGAGUAUCCCAAUUUUGAAUUUCUGUAACAUUGUUUUUAUAAUGCUCAGCUUAACUUUUGUUUGUAGUGAAAGAAUUGUUUAGCCAAAAAAAAAAAAAAAGUGUAAAAGAA
Molecule: messenger RNA, 913 nt
Organism: Quercus robur (English oak)
Lineage: Eukaryota; Viridiplantae; Streptophyta; Magnoliopsida; Fagales; Fagaceae
Exons: 5
Coding region: 395-790 (131 amino acids)
Source: RefSeq, a predicted model, not a curated record